GCUCACGGCGCUUGUGUGUGAGUUUGCUGGUGAGCUGCCUUGGUGCUUUUGCUGCGUGGUGCUGGAUGAUGGCUGCGUCGAAGCCUGUAGAGCCUCAGUCCGGGAGUGGGCUCCCCCGCUGGCAGCUGGCACUUUUAGUAGGGACCCCAAUCGUCCUCGGCGUUGGAGCGGUGUACCUCUGGAACCGAAGCCGUGGCAAAGAGAAGCAAGGGAAAAGGAAUGGGGAAAGGAAAACUCCCGAAGGCAGCGCUAGCCCAGUUCAGGGCCAGCACGGUGCCAGCAACCCAGAGCUUGAGAACAUGAGUCCUCUUGACAGAGCACAGUCUGCUAAGAAUAAGGGCAACAAGUAUUUCAAGGCUGGCAAAUAUGACCAAGCUAUCCAGUGCUACACGGAAGCCAUCAGCGUGUGUCCCAAAGAACAGAAGGGAGAUCUGUCCACCUUUUAUCAAAAUAGAGCGGCAGCCUUUGAGCAACAGAUGAAAUGGACAGAGGUCAUACAGGACUGCUCUCAGGCAGUGGAGCUGAAUCCUCGCUAUGUGAAAGCACUUUUUAGGCGAGCCAAAGCAUUAGAAAAAUUGGAUAACAAGAAGGAGUGCCUAGAAGAUGUGACUGCAGUAUGUAUUCUGGAAGCUUUCCAGAACCAGCAGAGCAUGCUACUGGCUGACAAGGUGCUGAAACAAUUGGGAAAAGAGAAGGCCAAAGAGAAAUACAAGAACCGGGAGCCCCUUAUGCCAUCUCCUCAGUUUAUCAAGUCCUAUUUCAGCUCUUUUACUGAUGACAUCAUCUCCCAGCCCCUACAGAAGGGUGAGAAAAAGGAUGAGGAUAAAGACAAAGAGGGUGAAGCUGCAGAAGUCACAGCAAGCUCGGGCUACCUUAAGGCUAAACAGUAUAUGGAGGAGGAGAACUAUGAUAAGAUCAUCAGUGAGUGCACAAAGGAGAUAGAGUCUGGAGGCAGGUACACAGCUGAAGCACUUCUGCUAAGAGCCACCUUCUAUCUGCUGAUUGGCAAUGCUACAGCUGCGCAGCCUGACCUUGACCGUGUCAUCAACAUGGAUGAUGCCAGUGUCAAGUUGCGUGCCAAUGCACUUAUUAAGCGUGGAAGCAUGUUCAUGCAGCAACAGCAGCCCCAGCUUUCUACGCAGGACUUCGAUAUGGCUGCAGAAUUAGACCACCGUAAUGCAGAUGUAUACCACCACAGGGGACAGUUAAAGAUUCUAUUGGACCAGGUAGAGGAGGCUGUGGGAGAUUUUGAUGAAUGUAUAAAACUUCGACCAGACUCUGCUCUUGCCCAGGCCCAGAAGUGCUUUGCAUUGUACAGACAGGCCUACACUGGAAACAACCCAUCCCAGGUUCAAAAAGCCAUGGAUGGAUUUGAGGAUGUCAUUAGGAAGUUUCCAAAGUGUGCCGAGGGCUAUGCUCUAUAUGCACAGGCACUAACUGACCAGCAGCAGUUUGGUAAAGCAGAUGACAUGUAUGACAAAUGUAUUGAACUAGAACCUGACAAUGCUACAACAUAUGUACACAAAGGGCUGUUGCAGCUUCAGUGGAAACAGGAUCUUGAAAUGGGUCUUGAACUUAUUAGCAAAGCCAUUGAAAUUGACAACAAAUGUGAUUUUGCUUAUGAAACGAUGGGAACCAUUGAAGUCCAAAGAGGCAAUCUGGACAAGGCUAUAGAUAUGUUCAACAAGGCCAUUAACUUGGCCAAGUCAGAGAUGGAGAUGGCCCAUCUCUACUCCCUGUGUGAUGCUGCUUAUGCCCAGACCGAGGUGGCCAAGAAGUAUGGUCUCAAACCUCCCACGCUAUAACUCUUGCCACUUUUCAUCACUAUCUACUGCCGGGCCAGAUUACACAUCCCAUAUCCCAAGUUUGAUUUCUUUAACUUUAUAAAAAAAAAAUCAUCAAUGAAAAUGAAGGUGGAACAGCUUCUGCUACCAUAAGUUUUCACCAGUGUUGACAGGAGGACUGCAAGCUGGCAUGGAAAUGAUGUGGGAGUGGUGUAUGGAGCAACAGAAUUUAAAAGUGGCAAACAAUGAGAAAGAUUGGUUGAAAGAAACUGAUGGCUUCUCUGUUGGAUAUUACAUCAUAGGUGGUUAAGUUUGCAUAAGUCUUGUGACUUAUGAACAGCACUAAUUUGUUCAUGUUCCACGUUCCUUGCCAAUUGGUGUGACAAAUGUGAAUCUUUUUGAUUUAAUUAACUCAUCACAAUGGACUAGAAUUUGCAAUCAGUCAUUUUUACUUUUUUAUUUUUCUUUCUAGACACCAGGUUCAGUAAUUAAAGUCAGUGUACAUCAUCAGCAGGACUGCAUUAUAGAUUCAUGGUUUGAUUCUGUAAUAUGCAAAGUUUUGUCCUAUCACUGUCAUGUCCUAGCACCCUAUUUUCAUCGUUGUAUGGGAAAUGCAGGAUUAAACUUUUAGUUCAUGUAUUUGUGUUAUAACCUAUAAGUUCUUACUUUGUUGAAAGGCGGUUAUGUCAAGCUGAAGUUAUAAAACGGGCUGUAGAGUAAUUAUUUGUUUUUUUGCCCUGCAUUUUGGGAUUAUCUGGGAUUGUUGCUUUUUCUUUUAAUAUUCUGUGCAGCAUCAGUGUUUCACUAAAAAAUAAAUGUCAAUGUAAAUUAUUACAAAUAUUAUAAUCCUAUACACAAAGGUCAUCCUUCUCAGAAAAGCAUAAUUAUUUGAGUAUUUUUUUCAAGGGAAAAAAUAAUUUUACCCAAUGAUUACAAAAUAAAGCACUAAGAUUUUUAAAAGAAGCUUAGCUUCAACAAUUUAAUGUAAUGUUUUUGUGCAAGAGAAUCUAUAAACAUUGUAAAUCAUCAAAAAAACAUUCCUUUAAUUUUUUAACUGCACAUUUUGUUUAGAUGCUCUGUGAAAUAAAAAAUACAUGGCGGGGUA
Messenger RNA from Paramisgurnus dabryanus, 2889 nucleotides. It is a transcript of the gene tomm70, whose product is annotated as translocase of outer mitochondrial membrane 70 homolog A (S. cerevisiae). The record is from RefSeq and is a predicted model, not a curated record. Gene Ontology annotation, molecular function: protein binding; transmembrane protein transporter activity. Lineage: Eukaryota; Metazoa; Chordata; Actinopteri; Cypriniformes; Cobitidae. Gene Ontology annotation, biological process: protein insertion into mitochondrial inner membrane; protein import into mitochondrial matrix. Gene Ontology annotation, cellular component: mitochondrial outer membrane.